Molecule: messenger RNA, 1729 nt
Organism: Solanum tuberosum (potato)
Lineage: Eukaryota; Viridiplantae; Streptophyta; Magnoliopsida; Solanales; Solanaceae
Product: exocyst complex component EXO70A1-like
Exons: 1
Coding region: 100-1659 (519 amino acids)
Biological process (GO): exocytosis
Cellular component (GO): exocyst
Molecular function (GO): phosphatidylinositol-4,5-bisphosphate binding
Source: RefSeq, a predicted model, not a curated record
UCUACCUCUACCUCUUAUAACAGAGUCGCGAAUCUCUUUCGCGACAACCCUUUAGAUGCCAAACGCCUUCUUGAAUCCGUUAACGACUUACAACACGCGAUGCAGUUCGUUAUUAAAGAUAAGUCCACCUCUAAACUACUCGUUCGAGCUCAUAAUCUCAUUCAAAUUGCUAUUAAGAGACUCCAGAAAGAAUUCUACACCAUUUUAUCGGGUAGUAGCUACUUUCUUGAUCAUGAAACGGUGUCGUCAUCAAGAGCUUCAAAAUCAUCUAUGGAAGACGAAGUUUCGGAAUCUGUCAUGGCUGAUUUGAAAGCCAUUGCUGAUUGUAUGAUUGGUGCUGGUUAUGGAAGAGAAUGCGUAAAAUUGUACAAAGUUAAUCGAAAAUCAGUCAUCGAUGAGACUCUGUUUUACUUGGGGAUUGAAAAAUUGAAUUCUUACCAAGUUCAGAAAAUGGAUUGGGAAUUAAUGGAGAUGAAAAUCAAGAAUUGGUUGAGCUCUGUAAAGAUUGCUGUCAAUGCUCUGUUUCGCGGAGAACGAAUUCUCUGUGAUUAUGUAUUCUCUUCCUCUGUAAACAUUAGAGAUUCGUGUUUCUCAGAGAUUGCUAAUGAUGGUGCUCUUACUCUGUUCGUGUUCCCGGAAAUGGUGAUGAAGUUCAAGAAGUUAUCUCCGGAGAAAAUGUUUAGAGUCUUGGAUAUCUAUGAGAUUAUUUGUGAGCUCUGGGUUGAGCUCGAAUCGAUAUUCACCUUUGAUUCAAUGGCGGUAGUCAAAGCUCAGGCAAUGGCAUCACUGGGUAAGCUCGGUGAUGCCAUUAGAGCUAUGUUGUCUGCGUUUGAAACCGCCGUUCAAAAAGAUUCCUCGAAGGUGGUUCUUGGUGGUGGAAUUCACCCGUUAACUCGAUAUGUCAUGAACUUUCUUGUUUUCCUUGGUGAUUAUAGUGGCGCGAUUUCUGAUAUAGUCGUUGAUUGCUCCCCUAUGUCAAUACAAAUGUUGUCGGAGUCUUGCUACUUGAGUCCUACAUCAGGGGACGGGGACUCUCCGUCCUCCCCCAUCGUAGUACGACUCACGUGGCUCGUGCUUGUCCUUCUAUGUAAACUCGAUGGUAAAGCACAACUAUAUAAGGACGUAGGGUUGUCCUAUUUGUUCCUAGCCAACAACUUAAACUACGUCGUUUUGAAGGUUAGGGAAUCAAACUUGAAGCUCCUACUUGGAUCCGAAUGGAUUUCAAAGCACGAAAUGAAAGUGAAAGAGUACAUGUCAAAGUACGAGAGGACAGGGUGGAGCAAAGUAGUUACAUCAAUACCUGAGAAUCUUACGACUGAAAUGUCAUCCUCAGAAGUGAAGGAAUGCUUCAUCAAAUUCAACUCGAGUUUUGAGGAGGUGUAUCGAAAACAAAGUUCAUGGGUCAUACCUGACCCAAAACUCCGCGACCACGUCAAAAUAUCAUUGGCUAGUAAGAUUAUUUCGAUAUAUCAAGCGUUUUACGAGACGUAUCGGGGAGAAUUGGACAUCGGAACAGAGUCAAUUGUCCGAUUUGCCCCCGAUGAUUUACAAAAUUACUUAUCGGAUUUAUUUCAUGGUGCUUGUUUUUCGGAUUCUAGUAUGGGGUGGAGCGGGUCAUAUUCACCGUCCGUGUCAACAUCAACAUCACAAGGUCGAUAAAUUAUGUGUAUUUGAAAGUUUACGAGACAAAAGAGAAGAGUUUGUGUAGAUAAAACAAAAAAAAAAUGAU